Messenger RNA from Salvia miltiorrhiza (redroot sage), 2863 nucleotides. RefSeq lists its product as uncharacterized. The transcript is spliced from 3 exons. Gene Ontology annotation, molecular function: zinc ion binding; protein binding. NCBI's taxonomy places the organism in Eukaryota, Viridiplantae, Streptophyta, Magnoliopsida, Lamiales, Lamiaceae. Bases 121 to 2712 code for a protein of 863 amino acids. The record is from RefSeq and is a predicted model, not a curated record.
GGCCCCAUCUCCAAAUUCUCUCAAAUUAGAAAUCGGCCCCCAUUUCUAGGGUUUUCCUUCAUCGCCCGCCCCUACUCCAACCUUUCUCGAUCACUAUUUGCUCCUCCACAGAUACAUGCCAUGGCAAAGGGGAAGCUUAUACUAAUUUGCCAGUCUGGGGGUGAAUUUAUAACCAAGGAUGAUGGCACCUUGUCAUAUGAAGGGUCAGAGGCGAAUGCUGUAAAUAUCAAUCAUGAAACCCUGUUCGAUGACCUAAAACUAAAGUUAGCUGAAAUGUGUAAUUUGGAUCAGAAUACCAUUUCUAUCAAGUACUUCCUCCCUGGAAAUAGGAGAAAUCUCAUUACAUUAAGAAAUGACAAAGACCUGAAGAGGAUGAUUGAUUAUCAUGGGAAUUCAGUAACUGCUGAUAUCUUUGUUAAUGGAAAUGAAGGAUUUGACCAUGAUGCGUGUAAAAUGCACACAAGCAGGGACAGUGGUGUGAAACUCGCUGAGACAGUAAACCAUAUUCCCACACCCUUAGCUCCUGCUUCUCCCAAUGUCAGUAACCUUAUGGCUUGCCAUGCUAAAACUUCACUUGAUGCAGCAGCUGCUGAUAAGAAUGCAGAAAGCUCAAGUCCGGGUCAAACAUAUACGGCUUCACCUGUGUCUUCUGGACAUUGUGCAGACCAUGAUUGUGACUACCAGCCACAGUUAGGUGUCAAUUCUGAUAUUCGUCAGAGUCCAGUAGGUUUAGACAUGAGUGGUAGUCCAGCAGAUACUGUCAAAAAGAGGAGGCGUACUGCCUCCUGGAUGAUUGGUGCUCAUGGUCCAACUAUUGUUGCUGUAAGUGAUAAUGAUGUGAACAGGAGAAAGCGAAAAAAAAAUAACCAAGGAGAAGAUAGUUUAGCUCUCAUUGAUGACUUGGAACACUCCGAAGAUAUUGCUGCAGUGACAAAUCAUCUCGAAAACUCAUCCACAGUUGCUUUACCUGAUGAUGGUCUGCCAGAAAAAUUAGUUGCUUCAUGGAAAGAUUGCAUCACCGGUGUAGGACAGGACUUUAUAAGUGUGAAAGAGUUUAGAGAGGCCCUGCAAAAGUAUGCUAUAGCUCACCGCUUUGUCUACAAAUUGAAGAAAAAUGACUCAAAUCGUGCAAGUGGCAUAUGUGUUGAGGAAGGCUGCUCGUGGAGUAUCCAUGCAUCUUGGGUUCCUGCCUCUCAGUCAUUUAGGAUUAAAAAGUUCAAUAACUCACAUACUUGUGGGGGGGAAUCUUGGAAGAAUGCCCAUCCAGCAAAGAAGCUGUUGGUCAGUGUUAUAAAGGACAAAUUGCGAGAUUCCCCACAUCACAAGCCCCGAGAAAUAGCUAGAAGCAUUUCUCGGGACUUCGGGAUUCAGUUGAAGUAUACACAAGUAAGGCGUGGGAUAGAGGGUGCUCGGGAGCAACUUCAGGGUUCAUAUAAAGAAUCAUAUAAUCGCUUGCCUUGGUUCUGCAAAAAGUUGGUGGAGACAAAUGCUGGUAGUUUUGUCAAGCUGGAGACAAAUGAAGAGAAAAGACUCCGAUGCCUUUUUGUCUCCUUCCUUUCCUGUGUAGAAAGCUUCCAGAAUGUUUGCCGUCCCAUUCUUUUCCUCAACGCUACUUCUCUAAAAUCAAGAUACCAAGAGAGUUUGUUAACAGCCACUGCAGUGGAUGCAGAUGAUGGAUUCUUUCCAGUUGCAUUUAGCAUAGUUGAUAGUGAAAAUGAUGACAACUGGCAUUGGUUUUUGGAGCAACUAAAAUCUGCCAUAUCAACUUCUUCACCCUUGACUUUUGUCUCAGAUAGGGAGAAGGGGCUACAAAAGUCUGUGCAUGAGGUAUUUGAGAAUGCUUACCAUGGUUAUUCCAUUCAUCACCUUUUGGAAAGUUUCAAGCGAAACUUGAAGGGUCCGUUCCACGGAGAAGGAAGGGGUGUUUUACCCGGAAAACUUCUGGCUGCUGCACAUGCUGUUCGACUUGGUGGUUUCAAAAGAAUCACAGAAGAAAUCAGGCAGAUCUCUUCAGUUGCUUAUGAUUGGGUAAUGCAGAUUGAACAAGAACAUUGGACAUGUUUGAGUUUUAGAGGUGAGCGAUAUAACUAUAUUGUACAGAAUGUAGCAGAACCCUACGGCAAGCUGAUGGAAGAAAUCAGAGAAUCAACUAUAAUGCAGAAGAUAGAAGCACUCAUAUACAUGAUAAGCCAAGUAAUAGACAGUCGACAGACGGGGUCGAGCACAUGGGCCACAAGACUGACUCCAUCAAAAGAAGAAAGGAUACAAGAAGCGACUCUUGAAGCUCAUGGUCUAAGAGUAUUCAUCUCCUCAGAUGUUCUAUUCGAGGUUCAUGAUGAUUCUACACACGUUGUCGAUAUUCAAAGAUGGGACUGCACUUGCCUAGAAUGGAAAGCCAGCGGCUUACCCUGCCGGCAUGCUGUUGCUGCUUUCAGCUGCUCGGGGAAGUCCGUCUACGACUUCUGUUCAAAAUACUUCACCGCGGAGAGUUACCGCUCAACAUAUUCAAAGUCCAUAAAUCCUAUCCCUGGGAUCGGUUCGCCUACGACAAAAGAAGAUGGCGAUGAAACGGUGCUUCCUCCGGUCCCCCGCUCCCCGAAUCAAUUAAAGAAGGAGCAGAGUAAAAUGGAUGAUCCGGAUAGGAGAACAGUGACUUGUUCCAAAUGUAAAGAGCCUGGACACAACAAGGCUUCAUGUAAGGCCAAUUCAUAGAAACUAUUCUUCAUGUGUAAAUGUUGUACAGCUUGUAUAUCCUAUAUAUCCCAUACAGCUUACUUUUGAGAAGAAACUUUGAGCCACCUUCUAUGGCAAUUGGUAUCUUAUUUAUUUGGUAUAAGCAAUAAUAUAUAUUGGUUUAAUCUGA